AUGCAAAUUGAAAAUGUGGAAUUACUUGCAUAUAUAUUGGCCAACGUCUCGGCUACACAGGUUCAGAAAUGUGACUCCGACGACAAACCCUUUCCGUUGGUCGUGCGCAUGCUGAACUGUGAGAUACCCCCUUGCGAUGUUAUUAAUCGCAGUGUAAUGAUAUUUGAAAUCGAUUUUUCGUGAGUAAUGAAAUAUGUGACGAAAUUGACCACUUUGGGCAUAACAGUACCGCCCGAUGGUGUACGCGGUGUCUGUUCGAAUCUCAUGUACGAAGCCUACUGUCCACUUUACGCUACAGAAGAUGUGACCUAUCUCUUUAUGUUCCCAAUAGGCAAUUAUCCGGAAAUCAGUAUUAAAUUGCAAAUAGAUGUCGUUGAUCAGGAUCAGGAGGUGGCCACAUGUUUCGUUUGUAACAUGAAAGUGAAGACGCGAUCCACAAGGAAUAGUACAAUAUAUGAAAUUGACUAUUAG
Bactrocera latifrons is the source of this 471-nucleotide messenger RNA. RefSeq lists its product as uncharacterized. NCBI's taxonomy places the organism in Eukaryota, Metazoa, Arthropoda, Insecta, Diptera, Tephritidae. The record is from RefSeq and is a predicted model, not a curated record. The transcript is spliced from 3 exons.